Molecule: messenger RNA, 3079 nt
Organism: Bicyclus anynana (squinting bush brown)
Lineage: Eukaryota; Metazoa; Arthropoda; Insecta; Lepidoptera; Nymphalidae
Product: coiled-coil domain-containing protein 22
Exons: 8
Coding region: 178-1686 (502 amino acids)
Biological process (GO): positive regulation of ubiquitin-dependent protein catabolic process
Molecular function (GO): cullin family protein binding
Source: RefSeq, a predicted model, not a curated record
GUCAUUUGUCAGUGUCACUUGAUCAUAUCAAAUUUCAAAAAACAAAAUUUCAUAAAAUUUUAAAAAAACACUGUGAACUGUGAAAAUAAAUAUAAAUUAAUUAGUGGUAGGUACUAGUUUGUACAUAAAACCAAUUAAAUUAAUGAAAUAAAAGCAACGACAUUGUAUAUUAAAGGGAUGGAGGAAGUCGAUUCAAUCAUUUUACACUUCCUUCGUCAAUUAAAUAUAAAUAUUGAUGAUGAAAUUAAAAAUAUUGGUGAUCUGCCAGUAGAAAGAAUAAUAGAGUCAGCUGCAAGAUGUAUAACUGCUAUUGAUCCAAAUAUUAAAGUACCAAGUAAAUUGCCUUCAGGAUUGUCACAAAGGAUUGAGGUUGCAGCACAAAUAGCAUCUAUUUGUAAGGAUCUGGGAUAUCAAAAUGAUGUAGGAUACCAAACAUUUCUAUAUCACAAUGAAACUGAACUACGGCAGGUUUUUAUGUUUCUGGUAGAGAAGCUUCCAAGUGAAGAUAACAAACCAACAACUAAAGUCUACCCAUCAAACAAAAAGCAUCAACUGUUUCAGCAAAUAAGCAAUAAAAUAGCAGAAGAUUUAAAUACUAUAUGGAUUCCACCCUGCUGCAAGCCUGUUCAUAGUACAGUGGGAGAUUUUAUAUGUAAACAAGAUCAAUCAUCAAAUACUGAAAUAGAUUCUGAAGAUAUCAUCAAAAAAUUGUUAAAGAUUAAGGCAAUUAAAAGUACAAAUAAAAACUUUAAUGUAGCAAAAUCAGUUGAAGACAUACAAACUAAUAAUCAACAAAACUUAAGUGAAAUCAAACAAUAUAAAUCUGAUAAGAGUUUGAAAGAAUUAAAAGAAAUGGCCAUUUUACUGCGGCAAAAAUUAGAUACACUGGAAAGUGAAAGAAACCUUAUGGAUGUUGAAUAUUCUCAGGCUCUAAAAAACUGUGACAGAGCUAAUGCAGACUUAAAGAACAUACAAAAUAUUUUGUGUAGUGCUGGCAUUGAACAAAUUGAAACUGAUGGUGUUGAUAACAUUAUUGAGAAAGUUCAUGAAGACAUAGCCGUGUUACACACUAAAAGUGAAGAUUUGACUUCCAAAAAUCUAUCGUUAAAAGUUGAAAUUGGCAAGCUGAAAGCAAACAAUUCUCUAAAUGAGUCUGAAAGAGGUAAAUGCAGAAGAAUACUAAUAAAUCUAAAGGAAACAGCUAAAAGUAUGAAAGAGGAGUGUGAAAAGAAAGAAGAAUUUAGAAACCUACUAAAAAAUAAAUAUGAAAAACUUAGAGGAGGCAACAAAAGGCAUAUUUAUACUAAGCGAAUAUUAGAAAUAAUAGGCAAUGUUGUCAAGCAAAAUGCUGAAAUAAAGAAAAUUUUGGAAGACACUAGACAACUCCAAAAAGAAAUCAAUACACUUGAAGGCCAACUGGACAGAUGUUUUUCAAUUGCUGAUGAAACGCUUUUCAAAGAUGCUAAAAGGGAUGAUCAAGCAAAAAAAGCGUACAAACUAUUAGCAUUGCUCCACUCAGAAUGCAACACAAUAGUGACAUUGGUUAACGAUACGGGCAUCUUAUCCAGGGAUAUCAUCGACUUAGAGGAUAAUAUAAAAGCUGAAAAGUCAAAGAGGACUGAAGAUAUUUUGCAGAAAAUACAGUUAGAUCUUUCAAAACUCAAAAAUGAAGCAACUUCAAAAUGAACCGAUUACCAGUGAUGCUAUUCAAUAUAGCGGGAAAGAAACCAGACAUAAGAAUUAUCUAGAUUGCAUCUAUCUACUUAUUUAUUCUAAUAUUUCAAUAUGUUAAGAUUCUUAAUGUAAUUGCAAAGCGAUUAAUCGACUCCUCCUCCUCCCGUGACCGCGGCGGGCCUAUAUUUAGGCCAGAGAAUUAGUAUUGCCAUACAACGUGGCAAUACUGCCAGCCUUCUGGGAACUUUAACGCCUGAGUCUUUAGUUAUAGUUUAAAGGGGAAUCCCCACCGGUCCAUACAAGUAUAUGGAGAUGAUAAUACGUUUAUGAUGUAUAAAUAAGGAUCUGGUUAAAUCAUUGGCUUGAUAAAAGUAUGUUUCUUGAAGAAAAAAAACAUUCUUUUUAUCGCUCUUCUAGGGCAAAAUGUCCGCCGGUGUACCUACCAUAGCGGCGAUGUAACUUUUGAAGCUGUACUAUAUUUUUUGUAUUAUUUUUUCUGUUACCAACAAGCUUAACAAACAAGAAAACGAACAAACAAACCAAUCAAAGGUCUUUUAAAAUAUCGUAAAACCCGUUGUGGACAAAUUAAAGAUGAAUUAAAAGUGUCAUAAAACGUAGUAGCAAACUUUUUUUUCAUAAAGUAAUGAUUUCAUUAUUAAAGUUGAAAUAUGAAGAUUUUUUUAGAUAUAAGUAAAUAUCGUAAAUCUCGGUGUAUGCUCAACGAUUUUAAGUUAUCCCCGUUGUCGAGAAAUUAAAGAUGAAUUAAAAAUGUCUUAUAUCGUUGUAGCAAACUUUUUUUGAUAAAGUAUCUUGAAUCUUGAUAAUUCUAUCUAAAUCUUGAUAAUUCUACUUUAAUAAUGAAAUCAUUACUUUAUUAAAAAAAGUUUGCUACAACGGUUUUACGACAUUUUUAAUUUGUCCACAUUGGGGACAAGCUAAGAUCGUUGACCAUACAGCCUAAGUUUUCCAAUAUUUUUGAAGACUUAUGAUUGAUUUGGUUGUUCGUUUUCUUGUUUUUUUCAAAAUCUAUUAAAAAUCUUUUAUCGUAAUUAGUACAAAAUUCAUACAGUUUUAGCUUCCUCAAAUUAAAUGUGACAUUUUUUUAUAAAUUAACUCUAAACAUAAACGUACAAAUAACAAAGAUAUUAGUAAUUUUGUUUGAGCGCACAUACAAAUCUAACGAUCAUACGGGCGUAUACCUGGGUUCCCUGGGCCGGUGGCCAUUCCCUUUUCCGGGUGGUUAGGGAAGGACUGGGCUGCGGAUGGGCAUUCCCCUUUAGUAUAUUUCCUUUUUUAUUUUUAUAUUAUUGUAGUUAAUAUAAUAGCUGUAAGUAGUUAAUAUGUUAUAGCAGUUUUAAAUUAUUGUAACAUUUUUUGAAAGAAUAAACAAACUGAAAUAUGAUAA